GCUCGGAUCGAAACUGGCUGCUCAGGCGUACUUCGUCCUUGAUUAUUAUUAAAUUAAUCCAACUGUAAUACUAAUUAGCACAAAGUGAUUACAAUUGUAAAGUUGGACAUUUAUUUUACAUAAACCAGUUGGUAUUGACAGAUUAUUCUGAGACUUUCUCAGAUAGGUACCCAUUGUGCGUUUGGGUCGAUCGUGCGGUAUCUCGACGUUUUGACGGGUCGUUUAUUUGGCCGGCCAUUUUGUAUUUUUGUUUCGUCACUUCAUUUGCAGUUGAGAAAGCGGUACCGAAGUUCGCGGAAAAUAUUGAAGCUUUUCACAUCACGAUGUUCGUGUUGCUUUGAAUUGUUUUUCGGAGAUAUGGAUUGAGUGAUUAGAUCUGUGCGUUGUUUUCUGUCUUGACUUCAUUGUGAACUAUUUUGACUGACUAUAAUCGCAAUUGGAUUGCAGAAGAUUUGUUGUUGAAAGUGUAGCACAUAAAUAUAAACAAGGUUUUUUAUCAAGUGGACUUAAUGAAGCAGUUAUUUCUGAUGGUUUCUGGAUAAAGGGGAUGCUUGUACAGGAUGGCAACAAAAGUUAAAUCUGAUUAUCCCACAUCUCCACAAAAUGGUGAAUCAGAUGAAGAAGAGAAACAAGAUCCCGAGUCUAAUACUGACGUUGAAGAUACAAAACCGGCUAAAACUGAUGUUGCUGAAUUAUUAAAGAGAUUGCAAUCCACUGGGGCCCUAUUAAAACAACCCAAGAAAGAACAUCGGUGUCAUACUUGCAACGAGGACUUCCCAAAUUGGGAAGAUCUAGAAAACCAUUUAUUUAGACACGUGUCACUGCCCUCAGUGGUACUCGACAAGCUGCCUUCGGACGACGAAGAUGUUCCUCCAUCCGGAGAUGACAAUUGGAGCGACGAGGAAGACGAUGUCCCCGAUCCUCCGCAGCAAAAAACGCCCCAAAAGAUAGACAUAUCACAACUAAUGAAAAAAGGCCUCAUCAAGGCUUCACCACAAAAACAACCGAACUCCGACUCGGCACUAAGCAAACUCAGCGGCUUAGGUUUUACUAUAAAAAAAGGCUCGACACCAAUCAAACAAGAAAAGACAGAAUCUGAACCACAAAGUACUAGUGAUGUUAUGCAAAAAUUAGGUAAUUUAGGCGGUAUCAAACUUAAACUAAAAUCUGAUGGAGGAAAUACCAAUUCGUUCAAGGUUAUCAAUGGGCUCAAAGACUUUAAAACUUCCGACGAUGAGGAGGACGAAGGAAGUGGUAACGAGGAACCUAAAGAAGAACAAAUGGAUUCAGGAGAAGAGCUAGAAAAAGAUCCAUCUGAACACGAGUCGGGAGAUGACCAGGAACAAAUUACUACUAAAAAAGAGGUAUCUGACUAUAAGGACUCUUCUGACGAAGAAGUUCCAUUGGCCAUCGAAAAGGCCAACAAAAAGAUCGCUAGUGCAAUAAAAACUAUGCAAACUAAGUUAGCAAGCCAAAAAGAACAGGUUAAAAAGCAGAUAACACAUACAGAAGCCGAACAACCUCCUCUUCAGCCGAAUAAACCUGGAAAACCGGCUAUGAAGCAGACACCGAAAAGAGGAGCCACUCUGCCAGUGUCUAAUCCGAUUGCACCCACUCAAGGCAAAGAUAUCUCCACAACUUCAGCAGACAGACGUGACUCUCGAGAUACUAAUACGGAUAAUGUGACAGUCAAAAAAGAAGUCGAAGAUUCAGAGCCGCAGUCUUCAUCUGGUGCCAUGCCAUUAUUUUCCGGUCAGAUUAAAUCGGAGAGAACAUCUCCCGUGCCAACCGAUUCUGUAUCAACGCCGAUUAUUUCCGAGGUAAAGACCGAACCUGGUGCGACUCCUGUAAGUUCACAUAAAGUUUUGCAGAAUACUGUUCCUUCCAGUACAACAACAAGUAAUCUUCUUCCUGUUACUAAGACUGAAGACACUGAACCAACAAUUAUCGAAAUAAAUGGUGAUUCGAACGAUGAAGAUGAUGACUGCUGUGUAGUAUCUGCUACACCUGCACCAGAUGUUAAACCUCUGAUUCCUAAAACUGAAUCUCUUCCAUCGUCAUACCCUCCACCAGCCUACCCGAGCACACAACCUAGCUACGCCUCAUCGUCAUCUGUACUUGCUUCACGUUUAGGUGCACCAUCAACGGAAAAACAACAUUGUUUCAAUUGGAAUGCACCUGAUUCAAAACCUGCAAUUGAUGUUUUUGAAAAGAGUGCUGAUGAUAUAUUUGAAAGUUUACUCUCGAAUGCCAAAAAAGAAAAUUCAUUAUCAGAUGCCAGUGAAUACAUAUCCUUAGAUACACUAGGCCCACAACAUUCGUGCGACGUUUGCAAUGUUAGGUUUACGAGCUUGUCUCUCUUAGAUGACCAUAGAAGAAUGACCGGUCAUUCGUCAUCCUUAGUGGCUCCAUCUUCUUCUACGUUACUUCCAUAUAAUUCGUCGCCUAAUAUCCUAUCAAGCUUAUUGCCUGUAAAGCAAUUGGCUGAGCAAGUAGGGAAGCUAUCGGGAAUGGGAGGCUCUGGUCCAGGAUUCACACAUCAGCAAAAUGUUAUGAUCAACAUUCAGGCAUAUCCAGGUGCUGGUGGAAUGAUGGGACCACCACAGCCAUAUAAUAACACCCCAUAUUCGACACCACAGAACAUGCAUUCAGGAUUUCCACAAACUCCCACCAGUAUGUACAACGCACCAGGACAAACAAUGCCAGGACAGUACCCAGGGCAGAAUUUUAUGGGGCAGCAAGUAUAUGGGCAGCAAUUCCAACCUCAAAUGUCGAAGCCUGGUUACCCUGGGACUAUGUCACCGUCUACAAUACCAUAUUCUGCGGCAUCACCUCUACAAAGCAUGCAACAGGCGGUUUACGGGCAAAGUCCGGGAAUGAUGAAUAGUCAAGUUGGCCAAAUGGGCCCUCCUGGUUCGUCACCAAGUCAUUCUUUCGUACCUCCUUCAAGUUCAGGAGGCAUGACGCCGUCAUCGAGUAAUAAUGUUCGAAUACAAAAUGUUCAGACCUUUGCACCUGGGCAAAUGAUGGGCCCACCAGGACAACCAAUGCCCGCAGGACAAGAAAUGGGUCCUGGGCAUAUGACAGCACCAGGACAAUCCGUAGGAGGCCAAAUGCCAGCACCUGGACCUAUCAGAAUGGCAGCGGGUGCAAACAUUACUGGUACUCGUCCACGCAUGCCCACUGUGAGGGGAGCCAGACCUUCAAUAAGACCAGGAAUUCAUGUACAAGGUCAAGUGCGAGGAGCAAAGCCUGUACGCAUGCCAAUGAAGCGAGGAGGAGGCACCGUCGGCGGACCCGGCGCGAAGCGAAGACCUGAUAUGUUGCUGCCUGGUAAACAUGACAAUGAGGAUUGCCAAGUGAUGUCAAUGCAGAAGCAGCGCGAAGGACUGCCGAUGAUUCAUAGUGUGCAGGGCGCAAAAGACAAAUUAAAUUUCGGUAGCCAAAUAUCUAUAACUAAAAAAACUGUAAACAAAGAAGCUAAUGCUAUGGCGAACGUGCUAGCAGCGAGAGGGAUUAGCAUAAAACAGAAACAGAAAAGUCGAUCGCCGUCACCAGAACGCCCUAUACCGCACAUUCCUAAUUUAGGAGCGGGUGUAAGUAUUAAACAUACGUCUAAGUCUAGUAAUUUCUCGAUCCCAGAGGCUAAAGUGGGCGGAGGGAUGUUAUCAUGUAAAAUCUGCAAAAAGAUGUUCAUGAAUCACAAUUCUUUAGCUGUACAUAUGUCAAAUGCGCAUCCUCAGAGCAAAAUCCCGACAUUUAAAUGCGACGAAUGCCCUGCAUCAUAUCCUAAAUCUUUACAAUUGCAACAUCAUAAGAGAGUCUUCCACAACGUGACAGGUCCGAAUAGGGAAUUAGGAUUACCCGUUGUAGAUUUAGCUCAAGAAGACAAUUUGCAACGGUUGAGCAAUUUGGGCAUAUACAGUUUUAUUCCUUUGGCUAACCGUGAACAGGCGGGCGGGUGUUUCGGGAUACCGGUAAUAUCUGUUCACAACAUGCAGAAUGGCAUGACAAGUGGCUUGCAAGCGCUAGGCGCCGAUGGAUUAUUGAGUCUAGGGCCAUUAAAACCUCUGCCUAACACGUAAAAUUUACAUUCUUUUACGAAUAUUGUGUAAAUAAUUUUCAAAAUUCAUAUUAGUGAUUUAAGGAAAACAAUUUGUGUUAAGACAUCCAUUUCUCAAGGUUGAAGAGAAAUGAAAGUAUUUUGUAUACGAUAGUAAUCUCCUAAUAAUUGCGGAAGUGUAAUAAAUGUUGUGUAAAAUCGACUAUUCACUAUGUUACAUGUUGGUUACAUUUUAAUACAAAGGCAGGGAAAUACUUAGGGCAAUAGAAUAAUGCAUCUUGCAAAGUUGAAAAACAUUUCGACAGGAUGUGCUGUAUCUCUAAAUAUCUGUGACUGCUAUUCGUCAUGUUCACACGAACUUUAUUGUAUUUGCCAACGUGUAGGACUGUGAUUGUCAUAUUUAAUAUUUAAAUGCUUUUGUAAAAGUAAUACUCUACCAAUAGGUCGUCCAAAGUUUCCUAAAAAUAUUUUGCCACGUGGUUUUGGUCAACCUGUACUAAGUAAAGGCUAACGAGUUAUUAUUAUUUCUUUUAUGGCGGCCACUAGGCUUGUGCCAGUGUCAGUUUUAUUAAGAAUAAUAUAAAAAUAAUGGUGAUCAUCGUCAGUGGCAGUAAUGUUACAUUUGGGAAUUUUAAAGUACUAGUUUCUUCCUCUGACAACACGGAUAUCAGACGUCAUUACAAGCGUCACGGUUUCGAGGUCGAAAACCAAGUUGUCAACUUUUAUAUCCAGUAUAACUGAUAUUUCUAAACUAUGUAUAACAAUAAUUCGCACCUUUAGAAUGAAAGUGACCCAACACAAAAUUCCAACUUUUUGGGAAUACGCAAAAUAAGAUUUGAAAUUGGGAUAUAUUACUCUUAAAGGUGUAAGGUAUAUAAAUAAUGUUGAUACAUUGAGCUUUAUGAUUUCAAACAGUUGUUUCUGACCAUUUUAAUAUUUAAAAAUAUAAUUGAAACAAAUCUAGUCAAGUUACUUUUUUAUUGAACUUCUCUGCUUUCAUUUGACCCAACAAGAAUUAAAUUUGUUUCAUUUACAUGAGAUAAGCAACAUGUUAUGACCUUAUCAAGAUUAAGCCGUUUUUAUUGUGAAAGUCCUUUGAUUAAUAAAGUGAGUCGCAUUUGUAAAAAAAAAUAUAACGAAAAGUUAUUUUUUCACCAACAGUCGUGACGUAUGACGCAAAUACAGGUUCAACAAUAAAUGUGGCGAAAUUCGAGCUCUAAAUUGUCGUUUCCAACUAUAUGAACAAUCAGAUUAACAAUCAUAUGAAACAUUUAAAGAUGCUUUACGGUACUAAACUCAUUUUGUUAAUUGUUUUAAAUUAGAUCACUUUCAUUCUAAAGGUAAAUUCCAGGGACCAUUUGAAAAACGUAUAUACAUAUUAUUACGUGCCAAUAAAACAAAUGUACUACAAAUCACCGAAAUUAAAAUCGCGACGUGGUUACUGUAGGUAGAGACCUGGCCGCCGACAUUGUAAUGUUAAUUGUACAUAAAUAAUUAUAAUUAUUUAGCAUAAACAUAUUACGAUAACUUUGCGAAAGGAUAAGACUAGAGUACACGUAUUUUUAACUUUUAUGGAAGGAAUUUAAUUGUUAACUAAUUAAUCUCGUACUUUAUAGUUUGAUAAUUAAGUUCAUUCCAUGUCAGAAACCUUCCUACAGUAACCGAACUAUAAAACUGAGGAUUGGGUUUGAUAUGACGCUUUCUUUUAAAAUUUUAAUGGACGUACUAUUUUACUGGGUUUAUUUACAUGUAUAAGUUGAUAACACACUAUCGGUAAACAAACUUAAUUUCCUGUACCUACAACGAUUGGCAGUCUUCUCGUUUUGCUGCCUCGCGAUAAUAAAGUUACAACGGGUUCCAGGAUCUGGUGACAAAUGGACUAAUGUUGUUGGCAACAUUUUUUAUAGUUGAAUAAAUAUUGAUUUUGAUAAUUGGCUCAAAAUUUGCCAGGUACUCAGAGCCGUAAGUAACCAAAAAC
Hyposmocoma kahamanoa is the source of this 6041-nucleotide messenger RNA. RefSeq lists its product as uncharacterized. Gene Ontology annotation, molecular function: RNA polymerase II cis-regulatory region sequence-specific DNA binding; DNA-binding transcription activator activity, RNA polymerase II-specific. Lineage: Eukaryota; Metazoa; Arthropoda; Insecta; Lepidoptera; Cosmopterigidae. Gene Ontology annotation, biological process: regulation of transcription by RNA polymerase II. Gene Ontology annotation, cellular component: nucleus. The coding region runs from base 561 to 4085 and encodes 1174 amino acids. The transcript has 3 exons. The record is from RefSeq and is a predicted model, not a curated record.